Messenger RNA from Penicillium soppii, 1512 nucleotides. Its product is annotated as SF3a splicing factor complex subunit PRP9. Lineage: Eukaryota; Fungi; Ascomycota; Eurotiomycetes; Eurotiales; Aspergillaceae. Gene Ontology annotation, cellular component: nucleus; spliceosomal complex. The coding region runs from base 1 to 1512 and encodes 503 amino acids. Gene Ontology annotation, biological process: mRNA splicing, via spliceosome. Gene Ontology annotation, molecular function: RNA binding; zinc ion binding. The record is from RefSeq and is a predicted model, not a curated record. The transcript has 2 exons.
AUGUUGCUCGAAGAUCAAAGGUUUAUUCAUGAGGAUCUGGAGCGGCUAGAACAGGCUAUCGCUGAUCGCGUGGCGGAGGAGCCGCGAAAUAUUCGCGAUCGCCUGGCCCGUGACCAUGAAGUCGCUAAGUUUUUGGAGAGAAUUGAGGACCAAUCGAAGCGACUCCUCGAAAUCUACAAGGAUGCCGAUGGUCUGCGGGAGAGAGAAGUGCAGUCAAUUUCGACCGGCGAGCAAUUCGACGAAUUUUACAAGCAGCUGGGGGAACUCAAAGAACAUCACAAGCGCUACCCGAACGAACCUGUCGAAAAUUUGGAAUUAGCGUACAAACGCCGUCAACCCGUUGAAGGCGAGCCUCAUUUCAAUGAAAUCGAUAACAUGUUCACUGGUGAAGAAGGAUUUGGACAGUACCUGGAUCUCACAGCUAUGCACGAACAAUAUCUGAACCUUCCCGGAGUAAAGCGCUUGACAUAUGUCCAAUAUCUCGAAAUUUUCGACUCUUUCACACCCCCAGCCAUGUCGAUCAAGCGCAAAGACAAGGUUUCUGAUCGCUACUUUGGCUACGUGGGAGAACUCUCGAGCUAUCUGGAAAGUUUUGUCAAGAAAGUCCGCCCGCUAGAGGAUUCAGACAAACUUUUCGCCAGUCUCAACGAAGAGUUUGAAAAGCAAUGGUCAGCGAAGGCGGUUCCUGGCUGGACAGAAGAAAAGUCUGAGAAUUCAACAUCUGGCCCGACAACGGAAGGGACCGGCGAGGGAAUCUGGUGUGCGGAUUGUGAGAAGGAAUUCAAGAACGAGAACGUUUACCGCAACCACUUGACGGGCAAGAAACAUAUCCGAGCGGCAGAAGCCCGAAAAGCAGCAGGCACAUCCGGCGAGAAGACAUCUACCUCACAAAUCAUACCUUCAGCCCAUAGUCUGAAGGAGCGUGAAGUUGCACGCCGAGAGCACAUAAUCCGAAGCUUGACAGAUGUCCUCAAGGGAGAACGACAAGCGUCAAGAAUCAACGUUGAGCGACGACAGGGUAUGACUGAACGUGAACGUCAAAUGGAGUUGGAAGCUCUGAUGGCUGGUCCUGAGAUCAUGGGUCCUGACGGUCAAGCCGGUGAGGAGUCAGAAGGUGAGGAUGAGGAGCGAAUUUACAACCCAUUGAAGCUGCCACUCGCAUGGGACGGAAAGCCUAUUCCCUAUUGGCUUUACAAGCUCCAUGGCCUGGGUGUUGAAUACCAGUGUGAGAUUUGCGGUAACUACACCUACAUGGGUCGACGUGCAUUCGACAAGCAUUUCUCCGAAUCACUCCACAUCUACGGACUCAAGUGUUUGGGUAUUACAUCAAACACCAACCUCUUCCGUGAAAUCACAAACAUCAAUGAUGCCAUAGAACUUUGGGGACAACUCGAGAAGGACCGGAAAAGGGACCGAGAUUCUCGCGACAACGUUGUUCAGAUGGAAGAUGCAGAGGGUAAUGUCAUGCCAGAAAGGAUCUAUUUGGAUCUGCAAAAGCAAGGCAUUCUCUAA